AUGCAAGGUAUCGCAAUAAUUAUCCUCUCUGCGUUAUCUUUACACGUCCAAGAGAUACCGAUCAGAUGUCAUGGCUCGGCAGCAACUGUUUUUCAGUAUAUUAGCUUUGAUUUGGAUCCUUUUCAUCGCCUAACAAGCCACAAGAUAUCAUCUUCUGUUGUUGAUUCAAUGGAAGAUUGCGCCAUGAAAUGUGUAAUGCAAUGGGAACGGUGCCUUUCGUUCAACUUAGGAAAUUCAACAACAAAUAAACAUUGCUGUGAGUUGAUCAGCACUGACAAGUACAACAGUAUAGACAAUUACAGUCACAGUGACAACUUCCACCAUUUUUUUAAAAAGGUAAGUACAGAGAGAAAAUUGUGACGUCACUUUCUUAUGGUACCUAAAUUUCUGAUCUCUCAACUGACAAUCUUUCUUGAAGAGACGGUUAUUUGCAUUGACGAACGAUGGCCGAAAAAGUAUGAGCUACCGUUUUGUUCCUGAGUGCAAACCACAGAAGGUCGCAGAAAAGUCAUAUUUGUUAAUUUUUUCGUUUUUUCUACAAUUCAGAUUGAGCAAUUUUGCUACCAUGGCAACGUGUAGUGGCGACUUUUCCUCUCUACUCGCAGGCUAUGAAUGCAUUUAAAAAAGAAAUAAAUUAGACGGUGUUUGUUUACUUCUUCCUGUAAAUAGUUGUUUACUUCUUAAAAUAAAUCCAUAUAACGCGGUGCUUAACCAUGGCCAGGUGAUAUGACUUUACGCAUGCUUAAGCACUGGCCAAACAGUCUUUUCUCAAAGCUCACCCGUGGUUUCUUUUAAUCACGUGAUCUCCAGUAAACAAGAAAACCGGGAGACUAUGGUGUUUCUUUUGCUGUUUUCAAGAUGCUAGCUUUAAAGACCUCGAUCAUUUGACCAAGACUGAUACACUAACUGUUUAUCAUUUACAUGAGCAAAAUGUUCUUUCACAGUUUGGCCAAAUGAUAAAUGCCUUAUUUGGAAAGUAGCAUUUACCAUUUGAAAAAAAAGAAAUAAAAAAAAAACCGAAAAGCUGCUAAAUUCUAAAAUCGGCUAGGUCGGUAUCAAGCGUAGAUUAGAACACUACCUUUCUGAAUUUUUUCCACUACGACACAUGUCGGAAAAAACUUUUUAAUCGGUUAAAUAUUGACAUACUAACUACUAACUUGUCAUGGUAACUAACUUAUUCAUGUUUAAAAUUUCCAUUGUCUAUAGAAUAAGUGUGGAAAUAACAAGACAUUGUGUGAAAAUGGAGGAACGUGUUAUCCAAUCUAUGAGAACAAUGAUUACCGGUGUGUGUGUUCAGCAGAUUACACUGGGCGACACUGUGAAGGUAAGCAGUUAAUUUUUCCAUUUUAACUAAUGACCGUACUAGUAGUUCUCCGGGGAAUAUCUCCCUAGAUUUGCUAUAUAUAUGGAUGUACCGAUGAGUCUUUGGGGCUCUGGACUUGUUUCAAACUAGAGAAAAAAAUUUGCGACCCUAUUCAGACAAUAGUUGGAAAAAAAAACAGAUCCUUUUUCAGGCAAUAAGCGAAAAAAUAUCAUGAAAUAUGUACACAUUGUCAUUAUCGUGCAUUUGUUUAUUUUUUGCCUACAUCAAGUAUUUACCUUGGAAUGCACUUAAGCUUGAUUGAGAAUCAUCAUCAGAAUAAUCAGGGAUUAUGGGGGGAAAUAGACCGCCCUGUUCCACAGUCAAACUGAUAAGUGAUAAAUACCCCUCUUCCAAAUAUAACGAGUGGUUUUUGUACCCUGUUCUAGAGUCAGAGAGGCAAAAAGCAAACCCUAAGCAGCACAUACCUGCCUGGCCAAUAUACGGGAGCAACUACCCGACGUCCUCCCGGGAAUAGGGACCUAAUAUCCGACGACGGCGACGGCAACGGGAACGCCACAAAAGCAAUAGGUUUAAUUAGCAAAACAACAAUUCUGCACGUGCAUCACGCUUUUUUGUACAUUUCUUUGCCGUCACUGCACGACUACGACGUGAAAAUGCCUUAUUUCACGUUUUAUGGAGGACGUAAACAAGCUACUACGAAAUUUUCUUUCUCAUUCUGAACUUGGAUAUGUUUUUUAGGAAUUCAACUCCAAGAGAGUUCGCCUACAGUUGACAAAGUAAGUGAGUUGGAACUGUCGCGAUGAAGACUGGAUGAACGCGAAUUCACUUUUUAAGCGAUGUUUUCGCUGCCGUCGCCGUCGUCGGAUCUUAAGGUCCCUAAUUGUUCCACCCAGGCGAAGGUGGCUGCUUAGCUUGUCAAAAUGUCACAGUUACUAAAAACUACAGACGAACCUUGUUACACACUACCUUGUGCGAUAUCAGUCUCUCACUGAACUCAGUAGUUAGAACAUAUCCAGCUGUUUGAUACCCGGCAGAAAGGUUGUAGGGCUGGAAAAAAUGCUUAGCGUCCCCCGACGGGGCACUCCCUAUAAUAACCUAUUCCGUGAGACUCCCCCUUAAAGGGGGUACCUUUUUCAGGGUUCAGGUAUCCUUUUCACAUCACUUUGCACCCACCAAACAAUCCGAAAGCCUGGAACAGGCUUGCCUGCGUGCAGACGUCUCCUAUUUCCUCUGUGCAACAAAGGAAAUAGGAGACGUCUGCACGCAUGCAAGGAACAGGCUAGAACUAAAAGGGUCAUAAGACACGUUUUAAUUAUGGCUGUGAAAAAGACAAGAAAACUUCAUAAUUAUUACGAAGACGAUGCUUUUACAGCAGGGAUGCAGUGCUUUGAACAGGUUGUGUGAAAGUUAUACUGAUCAAAUAGAAAGAAUACGAAAGGGUUGCCUUUUCUGCCAAAAAUGGUAUAUGGUAUAUUUCCUCUCUGCCUUUAACUUUAAAAGGCAUUUCUUUAUUUAUUUGGGAUAAAACGUUUGUCUAUUUCUUUUCACCGCUGUUGAUAAGAAUUUUUUCCGGAGUUUCCAGGGGCAUUCGUCUGUUGAUCUACGUCAAUCGUCCGGCUUUAUGCAGGCAGAAGCACUUUUAUACCUUGCGGUGUAUUUUUUUCUUUUUUUCAGAACUUUUUUCUGGAAAGUCAUGUCUUGAGUGGUUAAAACGUGGCUACACAAGUAGCGGAGUAUAUAACGUUCCUUCAAGGAAAGGGAUUGAUGAUCCGCGUGUUUACUGUGAUAUGAUUACCGACGGAGGUGGCUGGAUGGUGAUACUAAGACGUGUGAAUAAUGACUCUCUGAACUUUGACCGGACCUGGAAUAAAUACAUAUUUAGCUUUGGCGAUUUACUUGGGAGUUACUGGCAUGGCUUAGGUAACCUUAAACGGUUUACUGAUCAUGGCAGGUUCUCUCGUCAAGAACUCAGAGUCGACUUGGAGGACUGGGACGGAAACACUGCCUUCGCAAAAUAUUCUACUUUCCGAGUGGCACCAGAGGAAGACCUCUUCAGAUUGACUGUUGAUGGGUAUUCUGGAACGGCCGGUGAUGGAUUGUCGUCCUCCAAUGGAAUGGCAUUCACCUCAAAAGAUUCAGACAAUGAUAUGAAUGUCGACAACAACUGCGCUGUACAAGCAUGGGGCGGCUGGUGGUUCAAAAAUUGCUUCCAGGCUUUUUGUAAUGGCCGGUUUUCAAAUCUUGUUUGGGCUCCUUGGAAAGGAUUCAACUAUGCUCUGAAGAAAUGUGAGAUGAAAAUAAGGCCGAUUACUUGA
Porites evermanni is the source of this 3639-nucleotide messenger RNA. Lineage: Eukaryota; Metazoa; Cnidaria; Anthozoa; Scleractinia; Poritidae. The record is from the annotation of a GenBank genome assembly.